AUGUGCUCGUUGCAUUUCAACUUGCUUAAAUUACUGGUUCUCUUCAGAUUGACAGACAUAUUUUCUCCUGGUUUUUGUGAAAUCCCGAAAAAUAUUUCUGAUUUAAUAUCAUUCGGUGAAAAGGUAAGAAGCCUAAGUUUCCACUUGUUGAACUAUACGAAUCAGCAAAAGGAAUAUGUGGUGCUGGCACCUUAUACUUUGUGGAAUCUGGUUUCCCUUGUUGCUUUCACGACCUCUCAAGAUAGUUGGAAACAGCUCCAUAAAACGAUGGGUGUAUCAAAACUUAAAGGAAAUUAUUUCAAUUCAUUUUACAACUACGUGAACAAUUUAAUGACCACAAUACAUUCGCGAGCAUCUUUUAAAAUCAAACGCGUUGUUUUCUAUGAUUCUAGACUGCAGUUGACGAGUAAUUUCAAAGAUAGCAUCAUGGAUUCUGGAAUUUCACUAAAAAUGCUCAAUUUCGAUGAUAAUGUUUUGGCGUCUGAUUCAGCAAAUAACUACAUACAAUUGUCUGAUUCAUUUCUUAUACCGAGGCGAAUUAUUUUUGAUUCAAGUGAUUUUAAGGAGACUUCAAUGAUCAUGAGUGCUGUGAUAGAAUUCGAGGCCGAUUGGGCCAUACCUUUUGAUUACUCCCUUAGCGAUCGAUAUGUGUUGCGUCAAAGUGGUAGAUUUUUUUAUACUGAUAUAGAGUGGUUGCGUGCUUCUGUAUUAGAAUUAUCUUAUGUGAGUGAUUCUGACUUUAGCAUGCUUGUAAUACGACCCCACCAUGGUGUAACUCUCAAAGAUGUGAUAACAAACCUGGCUCUUAAUGAUUUGGACGAAAUAUUUCAGGAAUUAUAUUCAGACGGCUUGAAGGAAAUUUUAAUUGAAUUGCCGAAGUUUUCCUUAACAUCAUCGCUGACAUUAAACGAUCCUUUCAAGUCAAUGGGAGUAAUGGAUGUUUUUUCACCAGAUGCGGCGAAUUUUUCUGGGAUAUCAUCAGACAACUUAUAUAUUCUGAAUAUUGAACAAAGAGUGACGGUGACGGUUUCAGAAAUAGGGACGACAGCCAUUGCAUACACUCCAGCAAAUGUUGCCAAAUCCACUGGCCGAAAUAAAAUAAGAUCUUCAUCGCCAUUUAUAUUUCUAAUCGUGCAUGGACCAUCAUUAACCAUUGUGUUUUGUGGAAAAUACGGCCCUUGA
Danaus chrysippus (African queen) is the source of this 1182-nucleotide messenger RNA. Lineage: Eukaryota; Metazoa; Arthropoda; Insecta; Lepidoptera; Nymphalidae. The record is from the annotation of a GenBank genome assembly.